GAUGAGGAAACAGAGGCGCAUAGAGACUGAAUGACUUGCUGAAGAUCACACAGCUAAUAAGUGCAAAACCAGAAUCGGAACUUGGCCCCCAGGAUGGAAACUGACUAUCUGAAGAAGUGCUUUGGAGACUGCCUGACCCAGGCACUGGCAGAGGUGGCGAAAGUUCGGCCCAGUGACCCUAUAGAAUACUUGGCUCACUGGCUUUAUCAUUAUAGAAAAACAGCUAAAGCUAAAGAAGAGAAUAGGCAAGAGAAGAACCAGCUGAAGGAGGAAUAUGACAGUUGCCUCAAGGAAAUAGAAAUGACAGAAAUGCUGAAACAAGAAGAGUGUCAGAUUCAACAGAAGUGUGAAAAGUGUCACGAAGAACUGAUUUCCAAAACUGUUUCCACAAAUAAGAUCAUAUUUAUGCAGGAGGACAUGAAACCCCUUGAGAAGGAGAACUUGAAGCAGGAAUCCCUGCCAGGUACUUCCAAUAUGAUUCCAGGAAUCCUUCAGCAGGUUCCUCCUUCAGAAUCCACUGGCCAGACUAACUGGAAGUUCAGAACUCCUCAAGAAAACAAUUACAAGGAGACUUUUCAGCAUGAAGUUGCUCAUGAAAUGCCUCCUGGUUCCAAAUCCCCUUUCUAAGUUAUCAGAAGGUAAAUGAUUCUAAUAGCCUUUCCUCAAAACUGGAAAAUAACCCUCUGAAAGAUCUCUGGUUUAAAGUCCUGUUCUGAUAGCGAUGAAAAUCUCUUAAUCAUGUGAAGAUUUGAACUAGUUAUAGGAUAAAAUAAAGUCAGAAUAAGGAUUUAAAAUAGGUAAUGUAACAGAUGAGACUUUUUCCUCUUCUGUCAUUUUUUUGGAGACUGCACAGUAAAAACAUCCAUAUUGCAUGUUCAUGUCCUAACUUUAGUUGUACUUUUCAAUAAAGCCUCUCAGGGUAUUUCUUAGACAUA
Molecule: messenger RNA, 935 nt
Organism: Carlito syrichta (Philippine tarsier)
Lineage: Eukaryota; Metazoa; Chordata; Mammalia; Primates; Tarsiidae
Gene: DYDC2
Product: DPY30 domain containing 2
Cellular component (GO): Set1C/COMPASS complex
Source: RefSeq, a predicted model, not a curated record